Molecule: messenger RNA, 7476 nt
Organism: Paramuricea clavata
Lineage: Eukaryota; Metazoa; Cnidaria; Anthozoa; Malacalcyonacea; Plexauridae
Source: the annotation of a GenBank genome assembly
CGUUUCGCACGAAAUUUAUUCAGAUGUUGUGAGAUAUGUUGUUGCGUAUUUACCGAAUUUAUCGUGCACUGAAACGUAUUUACGUGAACAUAUACUUCGAAUUGUGUAUUGAAUAUUUUGUUUGUGGAUUUCAACUCUUGUUUGUGCACUAAUAUUUUCUUUUGUGUAUUGCACAUAGGGGCCACCGUAGGGGAUGUGAUCAAACAUUAUUUUGUAUUGCGCUCGCAUGAUUCUUAAGAUUUCACUACAUGCAGUAUGUUGCGUUUUCACGAUACAAACGAUCGACAAUAUUUUGAAUUAUUCAGGUAAGAAUAGCUUUAUUUCUUUGUGGCGAUAUACUUGAAGGCAUUUAUAAUUAGAUCUGCCGUUUAGUGUUCGAUAUACAGCUAUUGAAACAUAUGAUUUCACGAAUUAUAGUCUCUUUGUGUGGCGGUGUGCCAAGGUAAUGAGUUUAUAGUGUUCAUUCUAGAUGUUCAUAACAAUGUCCUUUCAACACGUUUUGAAAAUUAACGUGAAAUGUUGUGUAUACACGUCUUGAGCAAUCAGGCUUAAUGCAUGUACCGAAGAUAUUGCUAUAGCACCCCAGUGUGGAUUGUUGUUUGCACCUAUUAACUUACCACCAGUUACAGGCGACUUUGUACAAAGUGUGAUGGUCUGUUUAAAAAUAUAUUGCGAUAAGUCCAUUUGUUAGCAGUGCUGAGAAUGGACAUUUCUCAGAAACUGAGCAUAGUAUGAAAUAUUCCAGGGUAUACUAUAUUUUUCGAUAAUUCUCACAAUUUCUUUCUUAUCAUAUAGUUUCGCAGUUCAGAGUACAAUCUUAAUGAUUACAAACGAUUGGUGUCAUCUGAAGCUGAUAUAUUAACGGAAAAAAUAUCGAAUUGAGAAAAUUGUUCUCCGUUAGCGGUAUAGCCUUGAAUGUGUAACGAUAGUUGGGACAACUAAAACUGAUUUAAUACUUCUGUGUAUGAAAUUGUUAUUAACUCUACAUGCCCAAUCAUUCAUUCAAGAAUUAUUACUGUUUCCGCUAUAUCUGAUAAACUUCCGUAGCAUGACCAGUUGCUAUGGCUAGCUCACCAUGUAACGAUAGCACAGAAAUCAACUUCAAACAUGUAAAAUCUCAUUCUAAACGAUUUUCCAGCAGUGAGAAUGGAUUUAUGCUUAAUAAUUGACCGUGAAAUCUCGGAGAAAAAUAUUCGUGAAGCAUUGGUCAAAAUAGCUCUCGUUAUCUACAUGUCUCGAUCUUUACACGAUAACAAACUGUCAAAAGGCAAGAAACGCGCUGACACCAAACAAUGACCAAAUUAUAGGCUUGAAAUGUAAAUAUAUUAAAUGGCGCCGACAAGCCAGUAUAACUGAAAUGGACAUUCACCAUUAUAAUAAACAUACAUGCAGUGUCACAUUUCCGUAAAGCAUGACCGAAAAACGAAGAAAACAAUUAUUACAUGCACAAAAUCUUCACAUGACUAGUUCAACCAUUUUUCAAUGAUGAAUUAAUGCAUUAAUUUAAGGAAUGCAUUCAAUUAUAGAUGAUACACGAAUAUUGCGCUGCAUAUAUAAGUGACGAUAGUUUAGCACAAGGACGCUGAAAAUUUAGUACUUUUAAUAUUUUUCGAUUGCAGCUUUUGAUGAGUUAAGGCGUAUCAGAAAACAAUCUAACGAAAAAUAUAUACAAUGUAUAUACUACAUACUUACAUUAUAUAUUCUUCACUGUAUCUAGAUACAUGUACAAUGGGCCCGUCAAAGGAUGCAGUGGGUGAAAAGCUUGGAGCAAAAAUAAUUUGAGUCAGUGAACUUGCUUGUCGUUUUAUUAUGUAAGAUAUGCAUUUACACAUUGUUUCGGGUUGUAAUUACACAAAAUUACAGUUAAGUCUUUCAGGUUUUUUCUACACACUGUGUAUCACUCAUUUCUCGCCGGGAUUCAGAAUUCGCAUUACGCGCAUCCUGGGUACGAGAAUAUCGAUGCAAACAAGAUUGGAAUGGCCUAACAAUCACCAAACAAUCACCAAACAAUCACCAAAUUUACAUAUCUUGUAGCUGAAGCGGAUAUUUUACUUUGAAAAAACAACAAUUAUACCAAAAAAUACGUAUUCCGGUUUUACUAUUAUAUAUACAGGAGAGGUUUUGCUUUUCAAUCACUUUAUUAUGAGCCAAAGAUUCAGAGCAGUUGGAGAAUAUCAGAUCACAGUUUUUGCAUCGGACAUCGGGAACAUCUCUGGAAAAACACUGUGAGUAUUUCAUUUACCACAAAUAGAAAAUGUGUAUAUACUGGUCAGAUAAAUCAUCUGUACCCAUGGAAUGAAAGCUGUAGCACAAACAACACAAUUAAACACCACCUACUCCAUUUAUAUUUUGUAGAUGACUUCUGUUCAUAAACUCUCAGUUUUUACCAUUUUGAUUUUGUGCACAAUGUACAGCAGCGUAACGGCACGCGGUUGUCGCUAUCAGUGUGGUCUAGUGUGCUUUCCUUGCAGAGUUCAGUGUUCAGUUCGUUGCACCUGGGGCAAACGUAGCGCAAUUGACAAGCCACAAAAUACAGUUCGGGUUCCAUUGCCAGACCAAUUUGAAAACUAUGAUCUUGACAAGAGUGGUGGAAUUACUUUGGAAGAGCUGGCCGAAGCGAUAAACGUGGAGGAACACUCCAAAGAAACCGUGAAAGCUUUCCAACUGGCAGACAAAGAUGGUGAUGGACAGAUUGAUUGCAGUGAGUUUAAAGCAGCGCCGUAUCUCUUCGCGCACGAGCCGUCUUGCUGAACUUAAUAAACACUCUUUUUUCCGGUUAAAGUAAAUGCUUACUUUGUUGUAACAUUGUAUAAACGCUUUUUCAUUGUUAUAUUUUUCACUAGACGAACACGAAAUCUAAAUUAGUUUGAUGUAUGCAUGUAUCAUAGUUAUAAAACGUGUAGAUUAAUUAUAUUUUUGACUAGUAGUAAUUAAAGUAUGUUUUGCAGUGGACUAGUAUCGUAGUACUUUUAAUAUAAUAUUUUGAUUCCUGAACUACGUCAAGUGAAAUAAAUAUAUUUUCUGUCCAAUAGCUUUUUGCGUAUCCAUAAAUCGUCGAUUUCAAUUCCAUAAAUAUUUGCAUGACAAACUAGGCAGAUCGACCCCAUACCAUUCAGUCAAAUACGCUUUGACCUGAGAAUUGCGAGCUAGUUCAGAAUUGCAAGGAACAAGAUACCUACAGCAGAUAUUCUUAGCACAAAGAUUCUUGGAAGCCUAGGCUUUUCCUGCUUUAGUAGAAAAUUGUCAUGCUAAUUGUAAAAUCCCUUGAAGCAAUUAAUGCGAACGUGCAUGUUGUUUCAAAAGGAGGAUAAGUUGCUUUACCGAAUACGAAAAAGUGCACAUUUUUAUGGCGAAACAUGCAGAGAAGUUAUAUAUGGGGGUGGGGGGACUCUUUCAACUUGUAUGAAUAUUAUUUUAAAUUUUUUGCUUGUCUCAAUAAUUUUUUAAAAUUUAAUCCCUUGCACGAUUUUUUUUUUAUUUCAACUUAUAAUUUCUCUAUUGAAAUGUGUCUGCGCGAUUUUUUUUCUCAAACUUUCUUGGCGCACGAAUCUUUUUUUCUUUCUGUUUCCCCUGGACGACUUUUAUUUUCCCUUUCUCCCCCCCCCCCAUCACUUUUCUAAUGGUCCGCCCCUAAUUGGCGCCGCUUGGAUGCAUCGGCAUUAAUCAACACACGAAUUAAUUAACGUUUGAUCAGCAACUGUGCACAAAUUAAAACGAUCCAAUCACAUGCUCAUCAGCUCAUCAUUAUUUGGCUCGUUUACGCCAGGUUUGGCCUUUAUUCUUCGCAUUUAGGGCAGUUUUGGCCCUGACAGUCCGAAAUAUUAAUUUCAAAGACUUACUUAACGAAGUACGACCUCAACUGCUCAAGUCAAACGAGCCAUCGGGCCCAAUUGGGCCACGAAUUUCUUCGCAUUUCAUGCUCAUUCAAAGGCCAGUAAAGCUAAAUAUCAUUAAAGCGGCCUAUCAAAUACCAAUUUAGCUUCCUAUGAAAAUUUCCUUUUUUAUGUUAAAAGAUUGCAUAGAUUGAUGUUGAAUAUGGUGUGUCUUAAAUUUAUCUAUCUGGAAAAAUGUUAUGCUCAUUUUUGACAUUUUCAAAAAUGUUACUUGGACUUUAAAACAUCAAUAGCGCAGUCAAUAUUGCAUGGAAAAUUAAACAUCAAAUGUGACGAGUUUUAUGAUAAUUGCCAUAGCGUAUGCACAAGACGAUAUAUAAAUUGUUGACGAAUGCAGCGCACUAUUCAUGACAUGAAGUGCUGCGUUUAGUUAUGCUCAGUCCCUUUGCCCGAGUCAUGCAUAGUCGAGAUUUCGAUUUGUGUCUGUCCGUCUUUCUGUAGAGAUGUCGUAAUUCUGAGCGAAUAAUUAAGCUUCAGGAAGUUUUUUAAACGAGGGGGGGGGGGGUGAUCAAACAUUAUUUUGUAUUGCGCUCGCAUGAUUCUUAAGAUUUCACUACAUGCAGUAUGUUGCAUUUUCACGAUACAAACGAUCGACAAUAUUUUGAAUAAUUCAGGUAAGAAUAGCUUUAUUUCUUUGUGGCGAUAUACUUGAAGGCAUUUAUAAUUAGAUCUGCCGUUUAGUGUUCGAUAUACAGCUAUUGAAACAUAUGAUUUCACGAAUUAUAGUCUCUUUGUGUGGCGGUGUACCAAGGUGAUGAGUUUAUAGUGUUCAUUCUAGAUGUUCAUAACAAUGUGCUUUCAACACGUUUUGAAAAUUAACGUGAAAUGUUGUGUAUACACGUCUUGAGCAAUCAGGCUUAAUGCAUGUACCAAAUAUAUUGCUAUAUAGCACCCCAGUGUGGAUUGUUGUUUGCACCUAUUAACUUACCACCAGUUACAGGCGACUUUGUACAAAGUGUGAUGGUCUGUUUAAAGAUAUAUUGCGAUAAGUCCAUUUGUUAGCAGUGCUGAGAAUGGACAUUUCUCAGAAACUGAGCAUAGUAUGAAAUAUUCCAGGGUAUACUAUAUUUUUCGAUAAUUCUCACAAUUUCUUUCUUAUCAUAUAGUUUCGCAGUUCUGAGUACAAUCUUAAUGAUUACAAACGAUUGGUGUCAUCUGAAGCUGAUAUAUUAACGGAAAAAAUAUCGAAUUGAGAAAAUUGUUCUCCGUUAGGGGUAUAGCCUUAAAUGUGUAACGAUAGUUGGGACAAAAACUGAUUUAAUACUUUUGUAUAUGAAAUUGUUAUUAACUCUACAUGUCCAAUGAUUCAUUCAAGAAUUAUUACUGUUUCCGCUAUAUCUGAUAAACUUACGUAGCAUGACCAGUUGCUAUGGCUAGCUCACCAUGUAACAAUAGCACAGAAAUCAACUUCAAACAUGUAAAAUCUCAUUCUAAACGAUUUUCCAGCAGUGAGAAUGGAUUUAUGCUUAAUAAUUGACCGUGAAAUCUCGGAGAAAAAUAUUCGUGAAGCAUUGGUCAAAAUAGCUCUCGUUAUCUACAUGUCUCGAUCUUUACACGAUAACAAACUGUCAAAAGGCAAGAAACGCGCUGACACCAAACAAUGACCAAAUUAUAGGCUUGAAAUGUAAAUAUAUUAAAUGGCGCCGACAAGCCAGUAUAACUGAAAUGGACAUUCACCAUUAUAAUAAACAUACAUGCAGUGUCACAUUUCCGUAAAGCAUGACCGAAAAACGAAGAAAACAAUUAUUACAUGCACAAAAUCUUCACAUGAAUUUUAACUAGUUCAACCAUUUUUCACUUUAUGAUGAAUUAAUGCAUUAAUUUAAUUGCAAGACUUAAAAAGGCUUAAAAGGAAUACAUUCAAUUAUAGAUGAUAUACGAAUAUUGCGCAGCAUAUAUAAGUGACGAUAGUUUAGCACAAGGACCUGAAAAUUAAGUACUUUUAAUAUUUUUCGAUUGCAGCUUUUGAUGAGUUAAGGCGUAUCAGAAAACAAUCUAACGAAAAAUAUAUACAAUGCAGUGGGUGAAAAGCUUGGAGCAAAAAUAAUUUGAGUCAGUGAACUUGCUUGUCGUUUUAUUAUGUAAGAUAUGCAUUUACACAUUGUUUCGGGUUGUAAUUACACAAAAUUACAGUUAAGUCUUUCAGGUUUUUUCUACACACUGUCUAUCACUCAUUUCUCGCCGGGAUUCAGAAUUCGCAUUACGCGCAUCCUGGGUACGAGAAUAUCGAUGCAAACAAGAUUGGAAUGGCCUAACAAUCACCAAACAAUCACCAAACAAUCACCAAAUUUACAUAUCUUGUAGCUGAAGCGGAUAUUUUACUUUGAAAAAACAACAAUUAUACCAAAAAAUACGUAUUCCGGUUUUACUAUUAUAUAUACAGGAGAGGUUUUGCUUUUCAAUCACUUUAUUAUGAGCCAAAGAUUCAGAGCAGUUGGAGAAUAUCAGAUCACAGUUUUUGCAUCGGACAUCGAGAACAUCUCUGGAAAAACACUGUGAGUAUUUCAUUUACCACAAAUAGAAAAUGUGUAUAUACUGGUCAGAUAAAUCAUCUGUACCCAUGGAAUGAAAGCUGUAGCACAAACAACACAAUUAAACACCACCUACUCCAUUUAUAUUUUGUAGAUGACUUCUGUUCAUAAACUCUCAGUUUUUACCAUUUUGAUUUUGUGCACAAUGUACAGCAGCGUAACGGCACGCGGUUGUCGCUAUCAGUGUGGUCUAGUGUGCUUUCCUUGCAGAGUUCAGUGUUCAGUUCGUUGCACCUGGGGCAAACGUAGCGCAAUUGACAAGCCACAAAAUACAGUUCGGGUUCCAUUGCCAGACCAAUUUGAAAACUAUGAUCUUGACAAGAGUGGUGGAAUUACUUUGGAAGAGCUGGCCGAAGCGAUAAACGUGGAGGAACACUCCAAAGAAACCGUGAAAGCUUUCCAACUGGCAGACAAAGAUGGUGAUGGACAGAUUGAUUGCAGUGAGUUUAAAGCAGCGCCGUAUCUCUUCGCGCACGAGCCGUCUUGCUGAACUUAAUAAACACUCUUUUUUCCGGUUAAAGUAAAUGCUUACUUUGUUGUAACAUUGUAUAAACGCUUUUUCAUUGUUAUAUUUUUCACUAGACGAACACGAAAUCUAAAUUAGUUUGAUGUAUGCAUGUAUCAUAGUUAUAAAACGUGUAGAUUAAUUAUAUUUUUGACUAGUAGUAAUUAAAGUAUGUUUUGCAGUGGACUAGUAUCGUAAUACUUUUAAUAUAAUAUUUUGAUUCCUGAACUACGUCAAGUGAAAUAAAUAUAUUUUCUGUCCAAUAGCUUUUUGCGUAUCCAUAAAUCGUCGAUUUCAAUUCCAUAAAUAUUUGCAUGACAAACUAGGCAGAUCGACCCCAUACCAUUCAGUCAAAUACGCUUUGACCUGAGAAUUGCGAACUAGUUCAGAAUUGCAAGGAACAAGAUACCUACAGCAGAUAUUCUUAGCACAAAGAUUCUUGGAAGCCUAGGCUUUUCCUGCUUUAGUAGAAAAUUUUCAUGCUAAUUGUAAAAUCCCUUGAAGCAAUUAAUGCGAACGUGCAUGUUGUUUCAAAAGGAGGAUAAGU